Molecule: messenger RNA, 1640 nt
Organism: Populus nigra (black poplar)
Lineage: Eukaryota; Viridiplantae; Streptophyta; Magnoliopsida; Malpighiales; Salicaceae
Product: hydroxyproline O-galactosyltransferase HPGT2-like
Exons: 12
Coding region: 256-1293 (345 amino acids)
Cellular component (GO): Golgi membrane
Molecular function (GO): hexosyltransferase activity
Source: RefSeq, a predicted model, not a curated record
CCUCUCCCAUCCGAUAAUUUCCCUAACGGCUUCCGCCAUCUAAAUUCAAAGCAAAACAAUUCACUGUUACUUCUUUAAACACUCCUCCUCCUCCUCCUCCUCCUCCUCCAUUGUUAAAUAAUAAUAAUCAUCCCGACAGAACCAACCAACAUACCAAUUCCUCCGUCAAAUCCAAUAGGUCUUCUUUACCUGUUAAUAUACGAUCCGCUUACUUACGCAUACGUAUAAACAUACGGUAUCUCUCUCACCCUGGACAUGGAGAGCAGUAUACCGUUAUCGACAAAACCAGAGCGGCGAUGGAGAUCGAAGCCGUUACAGACCUCUAAACCUUCUCUUUUCCUAGCUUUCUUCUCUUGCUUCGCUUGGCUCUACGUUGCUGGCCGGUUAUGGCAAGACGCAGAGAACAGAACAUUACUUUCUAAUCUUCUACAGAGAAAUGUAGCUCAGGUACCGAAGUUGCUUACAGUCGAAGAUAAGCUAGUUGUGCUAGGAUGCAAGGAUUUGGAGAGGAGGAUAGUGGAGGCAGAAAUGGAAUUGACGUUGGCUAAGAGUCAAGGGUACAUUAAAAGUCGGCUGUCACAAAAUGAGUCUUCGUCGGGUAAAAAGUUUCUUGCAGUCAUUGGUGUAUAUACUGGAUUUGGUAGUCACUUGAAGCGGAAGGUGUUUAGAGGGUCUUGGAUGCCAAGAGGUGAUGCCUUAAAAAAACUUGAGGAAAGAGGAGUAGUGAUCCGUUUUGUGAUUGGUCGCAGUGCUAAUCGAGGGGAUAGCUUAGAUCGAAAUAUCAAUGGUGAAAAUCGUUCAACAAAGGAUUUCCUGAUUCUUGAAGGUCAUGAGGAGGCUCAAGAAGAAUUGCCCAAGAAAGUGAAGUCCUUCUUUAGCACUGCUGUGCAAACAUGGGAUGCGGAAUUUUAUGUAAAAGCUGAUAACAAUAUUAACCUUGAUCUUGAGGGAUUAAUUGAACUUCUUGAACAUCGUCGCACUCAAGCUAGUGCUUACAUUGGCUGUAUGAAAUCUGGAGAAGUUGUAACUGAAGAGGGAAGCCCGUGGUAUGAACCUGAAUGGUGGAAAUUUGGAGAUGAAAAAUCGUACUUCCGACAUGCGGCUGGUUCACUUCUUAUACUCUCCAAAAAAUUGGCUCGGUAUAUUGACAUAAACAGCGCAUCUCUAAAGACUUAUGCUCAUGACGAUACAUCAGUGGGAUCCUGGAUGAUGGGUCUCCAAGCAACCUAUAUAGAUGACAAUCGUCUUUGCUGCAGUAGCAUUAAACAAGACAAGGUUUGUUCCCAGGCUUGAUUAGGCUUCCAUACAGGUAAAACUUGCUUUUACAGUUGUUUAUCGGCACAUUCAGCGACACAUGCUGCUAUGUUUCACACUUCAUGCUGAGCUCCCAUGUUCACCAAGACCUACGCAGCAUUCACCGGAUAAUUCUUUUUAGGUGCAGAGAUCAGCCACAUUCUUUUAGGACUAGCACAAACAAAGCGCAUAUCAGCGCCGCAGUUUGUGAACGCAUCAUUUUUUUCUACUUAUAGAUGAUUGUGCUGUAUUCCAUCCCCUCCAAGAGAUUCCCUCGUAGCUAACGAGCAAAUGGUUUCGUUGAACAGCGACUCUGAACUAAAGUAAAAUUGAGCAUCUUUUUUGUA